ACGAGGGCGGUCGCACCUUAUUCUUAUCAGUGAGCGCCUGGAUCGCAUCUGACCAAAAGGAAAUGUUACAGAAAGUGCAUUUUGGUCUGGGACUCUUGUAACAAAUACAUGUUCAAGUUACACCAGAUUCUCUGUACAUUAUAGCUGCGCAUACUCUACCCGUACACUAUUCGUUAAUCCCACCAAGUCCUCGAGACAGACCAAAGUGGCCAUGAUCAGCGUCAUCCUGUGCUAGACUCCAGCAAUACAAGUCAGGAACGGAACUCGACUCCCCGCCGGCGGCUUUCAUCAUCGCAAACCCCCUUCGAGCCUUGGGAAGAACCACCACUUCUACGGAAGAGACAGACAUCGCCAACGCGCAAUUGGACGAUUGCCAUGGCGCAAUAUACAGCAUCGACUGGCUCGUCCUUGAGAGCUUCCCCAAACCUCCGACAACACCAUGCCGACACCAGCGCGGCCCCAGACACCACCGAAAAGUUUCCCGACUUCGAUACAUCACAAACAAUAAAUAACGGCAACGGCCGGUCUAUAAAUGCGGGUGCUACGGAUCAAUGGCGACCGAGAAGGGAAAGCAGGGUGACGUGGGCUCCCAGAGACUCUCCAGGGCCCGUAAAUGCCUACUCUCAUGGCCAUGGUCAUUCUAGGCAAAGGAGCAUUAGCAAUGCGAUACAUAGGAUGCGCUCGGGGAGUAUGAGCCAGAAUGCCCAUGAGAUUGCGGAAGCACUUCGCGCGCCAGUAUCCUACAAGCUAAUAGGGCUCUGUAUGAUGUGGUACUGGUCCUCAGCGCUGACCAACACCUCUUCCAAAUCGAUUCUCACAACCUUCGACAAACCCGCGACCCUCACACUGAUCCAAUUCGCCUUCGUCUGUUCCUACUGCCUCAUAGCCUCCUGGCUAGCCUCGACGUUUCCUAAGCUGCGCACCGCCGUGCCCGCACUCAAACACCCAAUCCGCAAGCCCUCGCGCGAUGUCAUCGUCACCACUCUACCGUUGGCAGCCUUCCAGAUCUUUGGCCACCUCCUCUCCUCGUCCGCGACCUCCAAAAUCCCCGUCUCGCUCGUCCACACCAUCAAGGGCCUAUCCCCCUUAUUCACCGUGCUCGCCUACCGUUUAAUCUUCGACAUCCGCUACCCGCGCGCAACCUACUACUCCCUCGUGCCCCUGACAAUCGGCGUCAUGCUCGCCUGUUCCGGCAAACACUCGUUCGGUGAGGGCCAAUUCCUCGGCAUCCUCUACGCCCUCAUAGCCACCAUCAUCUUCGUCACCCAAAACAUCUUCUCCAAACGACUCUUCAACGAAGCCGCGCGCGCCGAGCAAGAAGACGGACACAGCAACGGCCACCGCUCCAAGAAGCUCGACAAGCUCAACCUGCUCUGCUACUCGUCGGGAAUGGCCUUCAUUCUGACGUGUCCCAUCUGGCUGUGGUCCGAAGGCUUCUCCAUCAUAGGCGACUUCCUCUGGGACGGCUCGGUGGACUUGACAAAAACGCCUAACUCGUUCGACCACGGCCGCCUGACGAUGGAAUUCAUCUUCAACGGCACCUUCCAUUUCGGGCAAAACAUCCUCGCCUUUGUGCUGUUGAGCAUGGUGAGCCCCGUCACUUACAGCGUCGCUUCCCUGCUCAAGCGCGUCUUCGUCAUCAUCAUCGCCAUCAUCUGGUUCCGCUCGCCGACGACCAACGUCCAAGCCGUCGGCAUCGCCCUCACCUUUUUGGGGCUGUAUCUGUACGACCGCAGCCAGGAGAAGAACAAAGCCGAUCAGCGCGCUCGCUCGCUUUCUAGAAGCAAAAUGGACGAAUCCAUCCUCCCGCUCAACACGAAACAAACAACCGAAACUUCUCAGUAUCAACCCUCUUCUUCCCUCAACACACAAAUAGGCGGGUACGGGUAUAUGCCCUCACUUCAACCCGCAAGCAGUGCCGACAUUAUUGGAUCCAACAAGAAAGACGAUGGGCCCAACCCUUCAUCAACAGGAGGACUGGGAGGAGGGAGACAAAGAGGCGCGAGCAUGGCGAAACCUAAUGGGGGAUGGCUGCCGCCGGGGACGAGGCAGGAACAUACUUGGAGGGUUGGGGACCAGAGGGGGGGGCAGAAUGGUGCUGGUGCUGGUCCCGGUGGUGCUGGGGUAUCAGGGCUGCCGGCCGGGGUUGCUGUUAUGUCUUAGGAAGAAAAAGAAGAGGUUUAGCUAGCUAGCAUCAGCAACAGUUGGAUUUUGCACUUGUAAUUAUUAUAUUUUCAAAGUGUGGUUUUUUUGCUUCUAUAGAGAGGUUUUUUUUUUGGGUUUCUCUUGCAUGCAGGUAUUUGUUUUGGAUGCCCUGAGUUGUGGUGGUUUUGUUUUGGGUAAACUAAGUAGCGGAGGGUUCUGAUAUUCAUUCAUUCUUGGUUGGAUUGUUCAAGAGUGAGUGCAGUGGUAUUUUGGCAUGAAGAAGCGUUUGGAAGAAUGAAUGGGGGGGAAUGGAAGAAUGGAAGAAUAUAAACAAGCGAAGUGCAAACUGAACUUCUUCAAUAAAUGAAACCACAAGCCAACAUCCACCUAAAGUACACACUUAAGACCUUCCAUUUGAUGUCAUCCUCUUUCGGUGAAUAUCCUUUUCCCUUCUUUGUUUUUUUUCCCAACUUUUG
Neurospora tetraspora is the source of this 2621-nucleotide messenger RNA. RefSeq names its product triose-phosphate transporter family-domain-containing protein. Bases 376 to 2163 code for a protein of 595 amino acids. The transcript is spliced from 2 exons. Gene Ontology annotation, biological process: phosphoenolpyruvate transmembrane import into Golgi lumen. Gene Ontology annotation, cellular component: Golgi apparatus; endoplasmic reticulum. The record is from RefSeq and is a predicted model, not a curated record. Lineage: Eukaryota; Fungi; Ascomycota; Sordariomycetes; Sordariales; Sordariaceae. Gene Ontology annotation, molecular function: antiporter activity; phosphoenolpyruvate transmembrane transporter activity.